Messenger RNA from Metopolophium dirhodum (rose-grain aphid), 720 nucleotides. RefSeq lists its product as uncharacterized. The transcript has 2 exons. Bases 343 to 720 code for a protein of 125 amino acids. Lineage: Eukaryota; Metazoa; Arthropoda; Insecta; Hemiptera; Aphididae. The record is from RefSeq and is a predicted model, not a curated record.
AAAUAAAAGAUUAUUAUCUGAAUAUUUGAUUUUAAAUUAAUAUUGUAAAAUAAUUUUUGUGACUAUUGUUGGUUUAUUGAUGUAUUUUCGGUAAUAAUAUUCAAAUACGGAGAACCAUUGGUUUUCCGUUAUCGUGCCGCCGCCUCAAUUUAUCUGGCAACGACUGUAAUUUCCAUCUAUUGUAAAUAAAUAAAAAUAUAAUAUACUGGCUGUUACUAAUAGACAGUAGUAACAUACAUUUAUCUUUUUUGUUAUUCAAAAACACAAAUCUAAUAAACAGGAAUAAUUUAUAAAUUAUAAUCAUUUCUUUAUUUAAGUACUUAUAUUAUUUGGAAAGAAAAGAUGAGCAAACCAAGUGCAGGUAAACCAUUGGCUUCUACAAAAACUCGUCUGAAUGAGCUCAUUUCUUGGAGGUUAAUCAAGAAAAACCCAUCAGGUGGAUUGAUAUGGGGAAUUUUUGGUGCAUCAUUAAUAAUUAAUAGUUAUUUUUGGGUUCAUUUCUUAAGGCGUAAAGAAUAUCAAGUUGACCACAAAAAACGCAUGUGGAAUGAACGUUUUGAAAUGCUUGAAAAUCCCGUUAAGAUGAAAUUAUAUUAUUCAUCUGAUGAAACAGUGCCAAAACCAUGUCAACCACUAACUGAUGUUUACAAAAAAAUGCAAGAGGCAGAAUCCAGCAACUGUCUGAAAUGUAAACGUGAAACUGAUCCUAAAAAUGAAUAA